GGUUCUCGGAUUGUUGUGUUGUGCUUCGAAUCCUCUUCCCAUUUUGCGAAAUUGACAAUGAACAUCAAGGAGAAGGAAAAAUACAUCGAGGAGUUUGAUUUUCCGUUCUGCGAUGAGUCCACGAAGUACGAGAAGGUCGCGAAGAUCGGGCAGGGAACGUUUGGAGAGGUAUUCAAGGCACGUGACAAAAAGAACUCGAAGAAGUUCGUAGCCAUGAAGAAAGUUCUCAUGGACAAUGAGAAGGAAGGGUUUCCAAUCACUGCUUUGAGAGAAAUUAGAAUUCUCCAACUGUUGAAGCACGAAAAUGUCGUCAAUCUCAUUGAGAUUUGUCGGACCAAAGCAACGCAGUACAAUCGUUAUCGUUCCACAUUCUACCUGGUUUUUGAGUUUUGCGAGCACGAUUUGGCUGGAUUAUUGUCUAAUGUUAAUGUCAAGUUCAGUCUGGGGGAGAUUAAGAAAGUUAUGCAGCAGUUAUUGAACGGACUCUACUGCAUUCACAGCAACAAAAUCCUCCACAGAGACAUGAAAGCAGCUAAUGUUCUCAUCACUAAGAAUGGAAUCCUGAAGCUCGCUGAUUUCGGUCUUGCAAGAGCCUUCAGUACCAGUAAAAACGGCCAAGCCAACAGGUACACCAAUCGAGUCGUCACUCUGUGGUACAGACCCCCAGAGCUGCUGUUGGGGGACAGGAAUUAUGGACCUCCAGUGGAUUUGUGGGGGGCUGGGUGCAUCAUGGCGGAGAUGUGGACGAGGUCUCCAAUAAUGCAAGGCAACACAGAGCAGCAACAGCUGACAUUGAUCUCCCAACUCUGUGGAUCGAUAACGACAGAAGUGUGGCCAGGAGUACAGAACCUGGAUUUAUUCAACAAGAUGGACCUCCCCAAGGGCCAGAAGCGCAAGGUGAAGGAGAGACUCAAGCCCUACGUGAAGGACGCCUACGCCUGUGACCUUCUGGACAAACUGCUGAUCCUGGACCCAAGCAAGAGGUACGAUUCUGACUCGGCGCUGAAUCACGAUUUCUUCUGGAAUGAUCCCAUGCCCUGCGACCUCAGCAAAAUGCUUGCCCAGCACUCUCAGAGCAUGUUCGAGUAUCUCGCACCUCCCAGGAGGUCCCAGCACAUGCGACACGUUCACCAAGCUGUUCCUGGGGGGCCUGCCAAGCCCAGUACUAGUAUGGCAGAGAGUGGAUACCAGGAUCGUGUCUUCUAGAGUAUUUUUGUGGGGUUUUGGGACUGGGGAUGAGUGGAGUAUACCUCUGAGGGAGAAAAAAUGAUGGGAUUUUCUUGUCAAAAAUAGUUUUGGACUUUUUUUUUCGAGAUUUGGAAAAGGAGGAAAAAAUUGGGGGAAAAUUGUCAAUAGAAUUCAGGAAAUUCUAUUGGAGUUGUAUUAGUUGGCUUGCAAAGAAAAUGUCAAAAAAUCUUUUCAGAGGGAGAUUUUGCUGGCCACAAAAAUAAUCCCUCGAUAUUUGCGAGGUAUUCAUUAAAUAAUCCCCAGAAUUCUCCACCUCUUUCCCCACUCACCCACAAUUUUCAUGUUCAAAUCUCAAUAACGUGGUUAAUUCGAAGAUAAUUAAUUCAUUAAGCCUCGUAAUUAUAUUUUUGUAUUGCGACAAGAAAAAAUAAUUUUUCAAUACUGAUAAGUAAUUGUAUUUUCCGCAAAUGUUUGUCUUAAAAAUAAUUAUUAGUCUCUUCGAUUAACCACGCAACAAGCAGAGAAAUGUGAUAAAACUUUUAAAAAAGCAGUUAGGAAAUUAAUGAAAUAUCAAUUAAUGAUGAAUUGAUUGAUUAGAUAAUUAAUUACGGACGCACGAAGUAGACGUGAAGGACUGCUAGUUGACUCAUUCACCUACGAAUGAAAUGAUUCAUGUUCAAUGUGCGAUCCUGUACUUGUAUUUAAUUUGUCGAAUGUGUGAUACCCUUUUUUUCUACGAAUAGAUAGUUUUUUUCUACCGAUGAGUAACUGUGUGAAACAGCCACUGAUGUAAUCAUCAUUGACAUUGUUGACGAUUGAAAAAUCAUUUGUCGACAGAUUCAUAGCAUUAAUGAAAUUUAUUGCACUCCUGAUAAACACUGAACAUUGUUUUCAAUUUCAAUUAUUAAUUCUUAAUUGAUAAUUACAGUUUUAUAGACACAUCUACACUUUGUUACUGCUCUAGAUAAUUUUCUUUCGGUUUAUUAUCGAGAAUUGAUGAAGUGAGGAAUUCUAUAAUUGGAAUUGGGAGAAUGGAGAAUCACUCAGAGAGAAGUUGUGGACAUUAUUUUGCUGAUAUCUCGAAGACCAUUGGGUUUAGGAAGAAAUGUCAGAGGAAAUUUUUUGCAGAGAAUUUCAUAAGCUACGAAAAAGUUUGAGUGACAUUUCCUCCGAAAUCCAAUAGUUUUCGAGAUAUUCAAGAAAUAGCCUCCACCAUUUAUCGCAUUGAGCCUAUAAAGACAGUUUUUCAGUUUAGUACAGACAAAUAAUCCUAGCACGUAAAAAAAUCGAUUGACAGUGCUCAAGCACCAUAUUUUUCAUGCAAAAAUACAUAUACAUAUUCAACAUAAAUACAUAAUUACGUGCGUAAUACUUAUAAGUGUCGUUACGUAAAUUUAUCGAAUAUAUCUAGUUUCUAUCACUGUGUAAAAAAUGAUGAGUUUUAAGGGGAGAAAUAAAUUUUGAUCGAUACAAAUCAA
This is a messenger RNA of Diachasma alloeum, 2666 nucleotides long. RefSeq names its product cyclin-dependent kinase 9 (gene Cdk9). NCBI's taxonomy places the organism in Eukaryota, Metazoa, Arthropoda, Insecta, Hymenoptera, Braconidae. The record is from RefSeq and is a predicted model, not a curated record. The coding region runs from base 58 to 1206 and encodes 382 amino acids. Gene Ontology annotation, biological process: protein phosphorylation. Gene Ontology annotation, molecular function: cyclin-dependent protein serine/threonine kinase activity; ATP binding. The transcript is spliced from 6 exons. Gene Ontology annotation, cellular component: nucleus.